Molecule: messenger RNA, 2586 nt
Organism: Galleria mellonella (greater wax moth)
Lineage: Eukaryota; Metazoa; Arthropoda; Insecta; Lepidoptera; Pyralidae
Gene: Smyd4-3
Product: SET and MYND domain-containing protein 4-like
Exons: 7
Coding region: 287-2341 (684 amino acids)
Molecular function (GO): protein binding
Source: RefSeq, a predicted model, not a curated record
CUUGUAUUUUUAAUAAAUGUUUAACUUAGGAGUAUGUAAUAUGCAGCCGCCAAACUAUACUUUUUCAUUCUGCAACUUUAUUCUCUGAAAUAUUUGAAAGUCGAAUUCGUACUGAAGUGAUGCACAGAACGCACGUUCCAUAUAUAAAAAUAGAAAUUCCAAACACUUAUUAACAGCGUGCGCCCGGCUUUCUUAUUUAGUAGUUAUACUUAAUCUCUAAUGUAAAGUAACAGUGUUCGAUCAAGCAUACCGAUAAAAUAUCAUUUAGUUGAUAUUCACAUUUAUAAUGUCACAAGAAAAUAAAGGUUUCUUCAAAAAAUUCCACGACACCAUAAACCAAGGGAUUGAUGACGUGACGAAAAAGAAUUUCGCCAAUUUAGAAUGCAAUGCGAAACGUGUAUCUUAUUUGUGCAGUCUCCCUGUUGUUAAAAGCUACGAUUUAACAGUUGAUAUUGAGAAAUGUCAAGCCGGCGGCGAAUUCCCAGUAAAAAAAGACUUGGAAAAAGCCAAACAGCUCAAGGAUGAAGGCAACAACGCAGUCCAGAAAGGUGACUGGGGCAAAGCACUGGAAUUAUACAGCCAAAGUAUGCUGUUUAUGCCAAAAAAAGAAACUGAAGAAAUGUCCAUACUCUUAGCAAACCGAUCAGCUGCACUUAAUCACCUUGAACAGUAUGAAGAUACCUUAGCAGACAUCCGACGAUCUUUGGCCCUGGGUUAUCCACGGCAUCUGCGAUAUAAGGUCUACGAGAGGAAGGCCCGAACUUUACUCGUGCUGAAAAGGAAUCAAGAGGCUAUCAUUGCUUUCCAAGACACCAUUAGCGCCCUAGAUGAAGCAAAUAAAUUAGAUAAAGAGAAAAGACAAAAAAUGCGCACAGAUGCCAAACUUAUGCUGGAAAUAUUAAACAAGGGCCUAGUAAUGGCCGGCAAUCCAAAAGAUCCAGAACCUUUGAAAAAAGUGCCUCCUAAACCAAAGCUCCCAGGAAAUCAUAACAAGAAAUAUCCUGCGACUUCAGAAUCAGUUGAAAUAAAUCAGAAUGGUAUCAGAGGAAGAUUUGCAACAGCCACAAGAGAUAUUGAAGCGGGAGAAAUUUUGUUAGUCGAGAGCCCCCACAGUGGUGCAUUGUUGAAUGAAUAUUGCAGAACCCACUGUCAUAACUGCUACGUUAAGUGUCCAAUUCCGAUACCGUGUCCCACGUGUCCAAAUGUAAUAUUUUGCAGCGACAAAUGUUUAGAAGUAGCCCAAAAGACGUACCAUGCAUACGAAUGUCAUAUAUUGCCACUACUUUGGAAAUCAGGAUGUUCAAUCACCUGUCAUUUAGCUAUUAGGAUGAUCACGCAAAACAAAAAAGAAUAUUUCGUCAAUAUCAAUAAGGAAUUGGAGACUGAAAUUACUGGCCCAUACAAAACCGAAGAUUACAAAAGUAUAUAUAACUUAGUAGCCCAUGAAGAUAAAAGAACUAAACAGGAUUUCUUGCACAGAACUCAAAUGGCUAUUUUUCUGCUUAAACUAUUAGAAAUUUGUGGAUAUUUCGAUGGGAAGCCAAGGGAUAAACCUAUAGAUUUAAGCCAAAUAAAGUCUAUGGCAGUUGAUGAGAAAUAUAAUGAUGAUAUCUCUCUUUUUGGUGGUCUUUUAUUAAGAAAUCUUCAAGUUUUACAAUUCAACGCUCACGAAGUUUUUGAGCUGCAAUGUCAGAAGCCAAAAGUCGGAAAGAAUAUUAUAAAGCAUGAAGGAAAUUCAGUUUUCUUAGCUGGUGCUGUAUUCCCGACUCUCGCUCUUUUCAAUCAUUCAUGUGAUCCGAGUGUAGUCAGAUAUUUUUGCGGUUCAAAGAUUGUUGUAAGGGCAGUAAAGAACAUAAAAAAGGGUGAAGAAAUUGGUGAAAAUUAUGGGCCCAUCUUCACGACAGUACCAAAAGAGAAAAGACGGGCUGAUUUGAAAGAACGAUACUGGUUUGAAUGCCAUUGCAUACCCUGUAAACAAAAUUGGCCUUUAUAUGAAGAAAUGAACGAGAAAUACAUGAGAUUCAAGUGUGAUUCAGAUAGACCAUGUCCUAACGUGAUAGCAGUUCCAUAUGAUUGUAAAGAUUUUAUGGUGCAAUGCGGCUUCUGUCAACAGUACACUAACGUAUUAAAAGGACUAAAGUCACUUCAAGACACAGACAUAAUAUACCGUACUGGUCGUACUGCCAUGGAGGAAGGGAAAUAUGGAGAAGCGAUGAAGAAAUUCAUUGAAGUUUUGAAGUUGUAUGAUGCAACUCUUGCACCACCUUACAAGUCAUACUAUGAUUGCGUCCAGGACUUAAGACGUUGUAUGUUGGCUAUCGGAAAUUAUAGCAUAGUGUAAACUUUUGUCGUAUGUUUAAAACAUUUUUUGGAGGUUAUAAAUUUCUUCGUGGUUUUGUAAUAUUUCCUUAAAAAAUAUGUAUUCAUGUUUAGUUAAAAUAUUUAUUAAGUACUGUUGAGAACAGAAUAACAUAAAUUAUUUUAACAUGUAUUUUUUACAAUUUCGUUGUGUUAUAAUGAAAGUUACUUUUUCUAUUUUCUAAAUCCUAUAAUACAUUUAUGAACUACAGGUUACUGACCUCGUGC